Molecule: messenger RNA, 850 nt
Organism: Puntigrus tetrazona (Sumatra barb)
Lineage: Eukaryota; Metazoa; Chordata; Actinopteri; Cypriniformes; Cyprinidae
Product: cysteine-rich protein 2-like
Exons: 4
Coding region: 64-393 (109 amino acids)
Source: RefSeq, a predicted model, not a curated record
GUGGUGAUAACGAAUGCUGCAUUAUAUUUUUACGAUUAUUGCAUUUAUGAUAACAAAACGUCAAUGAUAUUUUUUAAGAACAACUCUUUCCCCCGAUUUUCUCCAGCCGCAAGCUUCAGUUCGUUUUCCGGUCAGCCGAACAUCUGCCCAAGGUGCAACAAAACAGUGUACUUCGCUGAAAAGGUCAGUUCCCUGGGUAAAGACUGGCACAGACCCUGCCUGCGCUGUGAGAGGUGCAGCAAGACUCUGGCUCCGGGCAGCCACGCAGAGCACGACGGUCAGCCUUACUGCCAUAAACCCUGUUACGCCGUUCUCUUUGGGCCGAAAGGAGUGAACACUGGAGGUGUUGGCAGUUACAUUUACGAGGACCCAAACAAUGAGGGCCAGUCCUAAGAAAAACAGCCACACCAGCAGUAUUGUUAGCAACCUUAGAUUCAAGCCUCUUGUCUGCUUCCUUUAACUCCACUUCCUCUCUUUCUCGAGUCUGCACUGAUCUUGUUCAUCUACAGAGUGCCAUACAUACUAAUUGUACUAAAACGAGCUAGUAUUACUACUUACUAACGGGGAUAUGUGUUUAGACUUUUUGCUGUAUUUAUAUAUGGUUUAUAUAUUUUUAAGGACGUGGUUAGGGUAUUGAGUUUUUUUGACUGUGACAUUGAAUUUAACACAACAAAAUUCUGUUCAGAAUAAAAUGUUUUUGCCAUUAGUUCUAACAUGUUUAGUUGUGUAGCACUUUAGCACUCUUAUUUAUUAAAGGCUGGUUUACUGACACCAUGUUUUCUGAACUUUGCACUGAAGGUCUGUUUGUGUAUUUAAAAACUUUGUAUUUGAAAUAAAAAAAUAAAAAUGG